AUGGUGCUGUGCAAUUCCAAGUGCCAUCAGAGUACACCAUGCAAUAAUUGUGCUGUGCAAUUCCAAGUGCCAUCAGAGUACACCAUGCAAAAAUGGUGCUGUGCAAUUCCAAGUGCCAUCAGAAUACACCAUGCAAUAAUUGUGCUGUGCAAUUCCAAGUGCCAUCAGAGUACACCAUGCAAAAAUUGUGCUGUGCAAUUCCAAGUGCCAUCAGAGUACACCAUGCAAAAAUGGUGCUGUGCAAUUCCAAGUGCCAUCAGAGUACACCAUGCAAAAAAUGGUGCUGUGCAAUUCCAAGUGCCAUCAGAGUACACCAUGCAAAAAUGGUGCUGUGCAAUUCCAAGUGCCAUCAGAGUACACCAUGCAAAAAUGGUGCUGUGCAAUUCCAAGUGCCAUCAUAGUACACCAUGUAAAAAUUGUGCUGUGCAAUUCCAAGUGCCAUCAGAGUACACCAUGCAACAAUGGUACUGUGCAAUUCCAAGUGUCAUCAGAGUACACCAUGCAAAAAUGGUGCUGUGCAAUUCCAAGUGCCAUCAGAGUACACCAUGCAAAAAUGGUGCUAUGCAGUUCCAAGUGCCAUCAGAGAACACCAUGCAGAAAUGGUGCUGUGCAUUUCCAAGUGCCAUCGGAGUACACCAUGCAAAAUUGAUGCUGUGCAUUUCCAAGUGCCAUCAGAGUACACCAUGCAAAAAUGGUGCUCUGCAUUUCCAAGUGCCAUCGGAGUACACCAUGCAAAAAUGGUGCUGUGCAAUUGCAAGUGCCAUCAGAGUACACCAUGCAAAAAUGGUGCUGUGCAAUUCCAAGUGCUAUCAGAGUACACCAUGCAAAAAUUGUGCUGUGCAAUUCCAAGUGCCAUCAGAGUACACCAUGCAAAAAUGGUGCUGUGCAAUUCCUAGUGCCAUCAGAGUACACCAUGCAAAAAUUGUGCUAGGCAAUUCCAAGUGUCAUCAGAGUACACCAUGCAAAAAUAGUGCUGUGCAAUUCCAAGCGCCAUCAGAGUACACCAUGCAAAAAUGGUGCUGUGCAAUUCCAAGUUUCAUCAGAGUACACCAUGCAAAAAUGGUGCUUUGCAAUGCCAAGUGCCAUCAGAGUACACUAUGCGAAAAUGGUGCUGUGCAAUUCCAAGUGUCAUCAGAAUACACCAUGCAAAAAUGGUGCUGUGCAGUUCCAAGUGCCAUCAGAGUACACCAUGCGAAAAUGGUGCUGUGCAAUUCCAAGUGUCAUCAGAGUACACCAUGCAAAAAUGGUGCUCUGCAUUUCCAAGUGUCAUCAGAGUACACCAUGCAAAAUGGUGCUGUGCAAUUCCAAGUGCCAUCAGAGUAA
Parnassius apollo (apollo) is the source of this 1323-nucleotide messenger RNA. The record is from the annotation of a GenBank genome assembly. NCBI's taxonomy places the organism in Eukaryota, Metazoa, Arthropoda, Insecta, Lepidoptera, Papilionidae.